UUUUUUUUUUUCUUUCAUUCUUAUUUCUUAUUUUGUAAUUUAUUCAUGGCAAAACAGGAUAUAAUAACUGAUGACGUGACAAAGACAGAAUAUAAAGACUGUUUACCGUGCAAGUUAACUGGAGCAGCAGCGUUUAGUGGAUUAGGUGGAUAUGCAUUACAUGAAGCUUGGAAACUGAAUAAAAAACCUGGUAAAUUGAAUACAGCAGUUGGAGUUGGUGUUAUUGGUGUAGUAUUUAUAUCAGCAGGACUUUAUAGAUUAGCAAUAUGAAUAUAUAGUUUAAAAUAAUAAAAUAGUUACGUUUUAUUACAUGUGGGUUGAUUCGAUAUCCGCAAUAAACUAUAAAAACUCUUUUUUUUUUU
Halteromyces radiatus is the source of this 362-nucleotide messenger RNA. RefSeq lists its product as uncharacterized. Lineage: Eukaryota; Fungi; Mucoromycota; Mucoromycetes; Mucorales; Cunninghamellaceae. The transcript has 2 exons. The coding region runs from base 46 to 270 and encodes 74 amino acids. The record is from RefSeq and is a predicted model, not a curated record.